AUGCCUCUUAACCACGAGGAAGUUGUUCGUCCCACUACCAACUUUCAUCCCAACGUUUGGGGGGACCAGUUUCUAAUUUAUGAAGAGCAAGCUGAGGAAGAUGACAUAAAUCGAAUUGUCUGUGAUCUGAAAGAAGAAGUGAGAAAAGAUAUACUAGCAGCUUUAUAUGUUCCAAUGGAACAUACGAAACUUGUAAAACUAAUCGACACAAUCCAACGUCUUGGAAUAGCCUACUAUUUCGACCAAGAGAUUAAGCAAGCCUUGCAACAUAUCUAUGUGAAAUAUGGUGAUAACUGGAGUGGUGGUAGCUCUUCCGUUUGGUUUCGACUCAUGCGACAACAAGGGUUCUACGUUUCAUGUGAUAUUUUCAGUAACUACAAAGAAAAGAAUGGAGCUUUUAAGGAAUCGUUGACCAAUGACAUUCAUGAGAUGCUUGAGUUAUAUGAGGCAACAUUUAUGAGGGUGAAAGGAGAAGUUGUACUAGACGAAGCUCUUCCUUUCACAAAAACUCAUCUUGAAAAACUAGCAAAGGAUCCUGCAGUUCGGUGUAACUCUACUCUUUCAAUACACAUACAGGAGACACUAAAGCAUCCUAUACAGAGAAGGUUGCCAAGACUUGAGGCGUUACACUACAUUCCUUUCUACCAAAAACAAGCGUCUUGUAAUGAGUCUUUACUUCAACUUUCAAAGUUUGGGUUCAAUCUACUUCAAUCGCUACACAAGAAAGAGCUUAGUGAAGUUUCCAAGUGGUGGAAAGGUUUCGAUAUCCCGAAUAAGGUACCUUAUACACGGGACCGAUUGGUUGAAUUGUACUUUUGUGCAGUUGGUGUAUGCCCUGAGCCACAAUAUUCAUGUGCUAGAAUUUUCUUAACAAAAUUGUUUGCAAUGUCAACGAUGAUUGAUGAUACUUAUGAUGCUUAUGGUAUUUUUGAAGAGCUUGAAAUAUUUACUGAAGCAGUUCAAAGGUGGUCGACUACAUGCUUAGAUGUGCUUCCAAACUACAUGAAACCAAUAUACCAAGGACUUAUAGAUGUUUACAAAGAAAUUGAAGAAAUCAUGGCAAAUGAGGGGAAUGUAUAUCGUGUCAACUAUGCCAAAGAGUUUAUGAAAGAGUUUAUUAAAAGCUACAUGACAGAAGCAAAGUGGGUUAACGAGGGUUACAUACCAACCAUGGAGGAGAACAUGUCAUAUAGAUUAACAAGUUGUGGCUAUAGCAUGCUUACUGCAGCAUCUUUUGUUGGCAUGGGGGAUAUUGUCUCUGACGAGUCGUUCAAAUGGGUUCUCACGGAUCCUCCUAUUGUCAAAGCUGCAUGUGUAAUUUUUAGACUCAAAAAUGACAUUGCGUCUCACAAGCAAGAGCAAGAAAGAAUACAUGUCGCAUCUCUUGUUGAAAGUUACAUGAAGCAAUAUGAUGUCACCGAGGAGUAUGUCCAUGACUUGCUGUAUAAGCAAGUCGAAGAUGCAUGGAAAGAUAUAUCCCUUGAGACCCUCAUAUGUAAAGAUGUUCCAAUGCCUCUACUGACGCGUAUCUCGUAUUUUGAGUUAAUGGCUGCAGCUCUUGCUAGCCCUUUAUACUUGUCCCAAUUUGGUUCUACAAACAAAUGCAAUGAAGAAAUCUUGUUUUCAAACCAUGAUGAGUUGAAGGAAGAGUGUUGUUUUCUUGGAAACUGGACUUCCAAUUUGGGGGACCGAUGGUAUACAGGGAAGAGGUUUACUCCAAUGAUUCUUAGGCUUACUGAUUCAAUCGCAACUGAGAAGACACCAACGAUGAACCGAAGGUGGAAACGAUCUUCAGUAGUAAGGCGGAGUCGAUCCGGCAGCAAUCGUGUUCUACCGCAAGAAAGCAAGAAUCAAUUGGAGAAAGAAACGGUAGCGGAGGUGGGUGGCACAUCCACUGCUGCCUAUGUCGGUGGAGUUGGAGGUCUGGACGAAAAUGGAGAUAAAGAAGAAGGCGGUGAAAUAUUAACCGAUGAUAUAGCGGUGCAAAAACUGGACGAGAGGGGUGGUCGACACUGUUCACAUAAACUAACCCAGGUAGAGUAA
This is a messenger RNA of Lactuca saligna, 2043 nucleotides long. NCBI's taxonomy places the organism in Eukaryota, Viridiplantae, Streptophyta, Magnoliopsida, Asterales, Asteraceae. The record is from the annotation of a GenBank genome assembly.